GCCUGCUUUAUAAGGCGCUCGCCGACUCGGCGGAGCAUCACUCGUUUCUCGAACGUAUCCCGAAUACAGUCGAAAUACAAUUCUCUCGCAAUGGCACCGAAGGCUAGCGGAAAGGCGGUGAAGAAGGCCGGCAAGGCCGUGAAGAACAUCACCAAGGGCGACAAGAAGAAGCACAAGAAGCGCAGGAAGGAGAGCUACGCGAUCUACAUCUACAAGGUGCUGAAGCAGGUCCACCCUGACACCGGCGUGUCGAGCAAGGCCAUGAGCAUCAUGAACAGCUUCGUCAACGACAUCUUCGAGCGCAUCGCCGCCGAGGCCUCCCGGCUGGCCCACUACAACAAGAGGUCGACCAUCACCUCCCGGGAGAUCCAGACGGCCGUCAGGCUCCUGCUCCCCGGUGAACUGGCCAAGCACGCCGUCAGUGAGGGCACCAAGGCCGUCACCAAGUACACCAGCUCCAAAUAAAUUUGAUUUCUGAUAUAAAUAUCAAACAACUACCAUCGGCCCUUUUCAGGGCCACCAAUAUUUUCAAACGUAAAACAAAUUAUUUUUUAAUAAUACUAUAUUAGAUGUAUUAUUAGUGUUACUUGAUAAUAUACUCUGUACAGUUAACAACACCUUGGAUAUGCUUAUUGUAGAUUAUAUUACUAUCGAAUCUCACAAUCACGUGGUCAUUGUAUUAUUAAUGUCUGGAAGUUUUUUCGGAAAUCAACGUAAUGAAACAACGUUAUAUACUUAGUUGCGGCUAAAACAGAUAUGGCAGUGUCAGAAUGACGAAGGGUACUAAUUUCGCACUACGAGUUGUAAGUUCUCGUAGGCAUUACAGCUAUAGCCAAGUUUAGAGGCUCGUUCACAUACGAUUUGAAAUAAAAUUAGCGGCAAUUUAGUAUCAAAAUGGUGUUAAUAAGCUUUAUUUGAAGUAUUUUCCGCACAAAUUUAUUCAUUUUAUUGUAAAAAAUAACGCGGUUGAUUGCUUGUGUUAUGUUCAUAACUAACGUAUAAAAUGU
Nasonia vitripennis (jewel wasp) is the source of this 1007-nucleotide messenger RNA. Its product is annotated as histone H2B. Bases 91 to 465 code for a protein of 124 amino acids. Gene Ontology annotation, molecular function: protein heterodimerization activity; structural constituent of chromatin; DNA binding. The transcript has a single exon. The record is from RefSeq and is a predicted model, not a curated record. NCBI's taxonomy places the organism in Eukaryota, Metazoa, Arthropoda, Insecta, Hymenoptera, Pteromalidae. Gene Ontology annotation, cellular component: nucleosome.